AUAAAAAAUGAAUUCACAUGACAAACCACACUUAUAAAGCUACACAAAAAAUGCUCUUAACAUUGAACUCAACCAAGUAAGCACUAGUAUUUUUUUGAGUUAAAUAAAAUACAAGGUGAGAGAGAGUGUAUAUGCGAAUCUUCACAUCUCAAACCAACUGUACGAACGAAAUCCCCCAACGACAAAUACAUACAUAGAAGUUACCAUCACCAAUCUCCAAAAUUAUCACAUUCACAAAAAUUCAUUAUUUUCCCAAUAUUCAAUUCAAUUUCUCUUCAUUGAACAAAUUCCAUUUCCAGAUAGAGAGAAUAAUCGCUUAUUCGUAGAAACAAAAGAUGGGAAGUAUAAAAGCGAUUUUGAAGAAUCCAGAUGAUUUCUUUCCAUUACUUAAGCUGAAAAUCGCGGCCAGAAACGCCGAGAAGCAGAUCCCACCGGAACCGCAUUGGGGAUUCUGUUACUCUAUGCUUCAUAAGGUUUCUAGAAGCUUCGGUCUUGUUAUUCAGCAGCUUGGUCCUGAGCUUCGUGAUGCUGUUUGCAUAUUCUAUUUGGUUCUUCGCGCUCUUGAUACCGUUGAGGAUGAUACAAGCAUAGAAACAGAUGUCAAGGUUCCCAUACUAAUAGAUUUUCAUCGUCACAUUUAUGAUAAUGAUUGGCACUUUGGGUGUGGCACGAAGGAGUACAAAGUUCUAAUGGACCAGUUUCAUCAUGUUUCAAAGGCUUUUCUGGAACUUGGAAAGAACUAUCAGGAUGCAAUCGAGGACAUUACGAAAAGAAUGGGUGCUGGAAUGGCGAAAUUCAUUUGCAAGGAGGUAGAAACAGUUGAUGACUACGAUGAAUAUUGUCACUAUGUGGCUGGACUUGUUGGGCUGGGUUUAUCAAAGCUUUUCUAUGCCUCUGGUAAAGAAGAUCUGGCUACAGACAAACUUUCAAAUUCAAUGGGUUUGUUUCUUCAGAAAACCAACAUUAUUCGAGAUUAUCUGGAAGACAUCAAUGAGAUACCAAAGUCACGCAUGUUUUGGCCACGGCAGAUCUGGAGUAAAUAUGUUAGCAAACUUGAGGACUUGAAAUAUGAGGAAAACUCCGUUAAGGCUGUGCAAUGCUUAAAUGACAUGGUCACUAAUGCUUUGCUGCAUGCUGACGAUUGCUUACAAUACAUGUCUGCAUUACGAGACUCCUCUAAUUUUCGCUUUUGUGCUAUUCCUCAGGUAAUGGCAAUUGGAACACUUGCAAUGUGCUACAACAACAUUGGUGUCUUCAGAGGUGUAGUUAAAAUGAGGCGAGGUCUAACUGCCAAAGUGAUUGACCGAACCAAGACUAUGGCUGAUGUCUAUGGUGCUUUCUUUGAUUUUGCUUCCGUGUUGGAGUCCAAGGUUGACAAAAAUGAUCCAAAUGCAACAAAAACAUCGAGCAGGCUGGAAGCUAUACAGAAAACUUGCAGAGAAUCUGGUCUCCUAACCAAAAGGAAAUCUUACGUUUUGAGGAAUGAGAGCGGAUAUGGCUCUACCAUGAUUCUCUUACUGGUCAUCUUGUUUUCCAUCAUUUUUGCUUAUCUCUCUGCCAAUCGUCACAAUAACUAAUCAACGGGUAUUUUGGCCUUCGCAAGCAUGGAUAGCAACAGAACAGUGGUAGCAUGGCCCACUCACGGAAUGUGAAUUUGCAUGCAUGGGAGCGAUAUUUGAUGCGUGCAUUUGAAAAUUGUGUAUUCUAUUUGAAUGAGUAGUAGAUAUAGAUAUAGUUCCUAGUUUCCUACGUUGGGUUGAACUUUACCUCUACAUUCACCCAUAAAAUUAUGAUUGUUAUGCGUGUUGUCAGUUAUUUAAAUGUUUUCCAAACGAGUGCUACGGAGAUCAAAACUCCCUCCUCCCCCUUCUUUGUCUAACCUUGGGUUUUAUGCCAUGAUUGUUUACUGUUGCA
Medicago truncatula (barrel medic) is the source of this 1914-nucleotide messenger RNA. RefSeq names its product squalene synthase 2. The transcript is spliced from 14 exons. Lineage: Eukaryota; Viridiplantae; Streptophyta; Magnoliopsida; Fabales; Fabaceae. Bases 336 to 1577 code for a protein of 413 amino acids. The record is from RefSeq and is a predicted model, not a curated record. Gene Ontology annotation, biological process: lipid biosynthetic process; farnesyl diphosphate metabolic process. Gene Ontology annotation, molecular function: squalene synthase [NAD(P)H] activity. Gene Ontology annotation, cellular component: endoplasmic reticulum membrane.